AUGGCCUCCUCUUCAUCGACAUCGAUUGAAAAGUCAGGCGAGCAGACGCCUCCACAGCUUGUUCAAGAUGGUCCCAAAUUAGAGGCAAACACGCCAGGAAACGAUACGCAGGAAGCGGAACCCAACGCCUCACCAAGGCAGAUCCAUGGCAUCCUCAUAUCGUCAAGUUGCCAUGGCUGUCUGUCGGGUGAGUUCAGUUCGAUUUAUCUCUCAAGUGAUGCCAAGUCAAUGGAUCUAAUCAAGUCCAUGAACAGGUUUCUCCUAGGCGGUGCAACAGUCGUCCUCCCAUUUGGCAAGCUCUACGGCCUCUUCGACGCCAAGUGGCUAUACAUCAUGUCCUCCGCGCUCUUCAACAUCGGAUCCGCGCUUUGUGGUGCCGCUCCUAACAUGGAUGCUCUCAUCAUCGGUCGUGUCCUCGCUGGAAUGGGCGGAAACGGAAUGUAUCUAGGCGUCAUGACCCUCCUCUCGGUCAAUACUUCGGAUAGGGAGCGAUCAGGAUACUUGAGUUUUGUCGGCCUGGUCUGGGGCAUUGGGACUGUCCUGGGCCCCGUCGUGGGCGGUGCAUUUGUUGAAUCAAGUGCCACAUGGCGAUGGGCCUUCUAUAUCAACCUCUGCGUCUCAGGCCUGUUCGCUCCCAUCUAUUCCUUCUACAUCCCGUCAUUCAAGCCUCGCGCCGGCACCAAAAUCGCCAACCUCGUCCGCGAGUUCGACAUCGUCGGCACGAUCCUCAGCAUCGGAGCCAUCAUCACCAUCAUCAUGGCCAUCAACUUCGGCGGAGCCUUGUAUCCGUGGAACAGCGGCCAGACGAUCGCCCUCUUCGCGGUAUCCAUCGUCCUCUUCAUCGUCUUCGGCAUCCAGCAAGGCAUGACCAUAUUCACCAACACCAGCGACCGACUCUUCCCCUGCCAGUUCCUUCGGAACAUCAACGCCGUCCUCCUCUACAUCUGCGCGUCGGCCGUCAACACAGCGGGUUUCAUCCCCAUCUAUUACGUUCCGCUAUACUUCCAGUUCACCAGGGGCGAUGACGCCAUCAGAGCAGCCGUCCGCUUGCUUCCUCUCAUCGUCGUCCUCAGCGCUGCGAUUCUGGCCAAUGGGCAUCUCAUGUCUCGCUUCAGCUAUUUCCAGCCAUGGUACAUCUUUGGAAGUGUUCUCGCCUUGAUUGGUGGUGUCUUAUUAUCGCGCAUCAAGCCAGACACCUCCGAGGCCAAGAUCUACGGGUUCGAAAUACUAGUCGGCAUUGGCACGGGCUGCUUCAUCCAGGCCGGAUACGCCGUGAUCCAAGCGGUGGUUCCAGCAGCAGAAAUGGCCUAUGCGAUCAGUUUCAUGAUGAUUGGUAAGUGCCUGAGCAUUGAAAAAGAAAGGCUUGUUAAAGCAUCUCAACUAGGAGGAAUCGCAUUCGGCCUCGCCAUCGCAGGCGCCGUGUUCAUCAACGACGCGAUAGCAGGCCUGUCCGCUCUCUUGCCAGACGUCUCUCGCGCCGAGCUGCAGCUGGCGAUCUCAGGGACCAGCGGCGCGUACUUCCGUGCGCUGCCAGAGGGGCUUCGAGCACAGUCACUCGACAUCAUCGUUGGUGCGAUUCAGAAGGUGUUUAUCCCUGUGUAUGUUGGCGCUGCUGUCAGCCUUGUUCUUUCGGUGUGCUUCACGCAUAGCAAUGAUUCCAGCGAGAGAGAGACCUCGACGAGGAUGCAAAGAGAAGAAGACCAUGGAGGAGGACUUGCAUCUGACCAGCUUUGUUCAAAUCAAAAGCUUACACUGAUAGAAUUUUGGUUUUGUUAG
Rasamsonia emersonii CBS 393.64 is the source of this 1776-nucleotide messenger RNA. RefSeq lists its product as uncharacterized. The record is from RefSeq and is a predicted model, not a curated record. NCBI's taxonomy places the organism in Eukaryota, Fungi, Ascomycota, Eurotiomycetes, Eurotiales, Trichocomaceae. The coding region runs from base 1 to 1776 and encodes 591 amino acids. The transcript has 6 exons. Gene Ontology annotation, molecular function: transmembrane transporter activity. Gene Ontology annotation, biological process: transmembrane transport.